Messenger RNA from Paracoccidioides brasiliensis Pb18, 699 nucleotides. RefSeq lists its product as uncharacterized. The transcript is spliced from 4 exons. Gene Ontology annotation, cellular component: endoplasmic reticulum; membrane. Gene Ontology annotation, biological process: sterol biosynthetic process. Gene Ontology annotation, molecular function: C-8 sterol isomerase activity; cholestenol delta-isomerase activity; steroid Delta-isomerase activity. The record is from RefSeq and is a predicted model, not a curated record. Bases 1 to 699 code for a protein of 232 amino acids.
AUGUCCAAUUCUACUCUUUCUAUUCCUCAUCACCCUUACUACCCCCUUGAGGCAGAGCUCGUUGGGUACGUCGCCAACGAAUGGUCUACUUUGACUCUUAUCUUCGCAUUUGCGGCAGGAUGGGCCUUUAUUCUGGGAUUCAUAUCGGUCGUCCUGUCUUUCAUUACGCCGAAACUGGGGAGGGCCGAUAAGUUGGCAAUUUUAUGGUUUAUUUUUACUGGAAGUAUUCAUUUCUUUUUCGAGGGUUAUUUCGUCAUCAACCACACUCGCAUGGCGCUGGCGCAGGAUUUCUUUGGACAGCUUUGGAAAGAAUACUCGCUCUCGGAUUCCCGAUAUUUAACCUCUGACCCGUUCGUCCUGUGUAUGGAAACAAUUACGGCGAUUCUCUGGGGACCCCUUUCCUUCGUCCUUGUUUAUCUGAUCGCGAGCGAACAUCCUCUCCGCUACCCCCUUCAACUGAUCGUGUCAAGUGGCGAGAUCUAUGGGGACAUCCUGUACUACGCCACGAGCAUGUUCGACCUUUACCGCAAUGGACUGAGUUAUUGCAGACCAGAAGCAUAUUAUUUCUGGGGCUACUUCUUCUUCAUGAACUUCAUCUGGAUUGUUAUCCCUUCUUAUUAUCUGACUAAGAGCAUUGGUAUCAUGUCUCAUGCUGUUCAAUUCCUAAACCGGAAAGCAGGCAAGCGGAAAACACAGUGA